GUAAUUGGCGUGGAAUAGGCCUGGCAGUUCUGGUGAUUUUUGUGGUGAUGUCAGUUGUCCUGUUAGCAAUAUUCCUGCUUUCUCCAGAUAUCCCAAGACAGCCUGAAAAGUUAUGCCUGACAUUAUCUGACCUUGAGAAUCCAGACUACCAGGUCCAUGUACCCCAAAUUUUCUGGGCAAGUGAUUCGGAAAUCAUCCAAGAAACCAGAGAUGGUAAUUUAAUUAGACAAAAUUUAGAAACCAAAAAGACCACCAUUCUACUGAGUAAUAUCACUGAUAUAUCUCUGCAGAUGACCAGUGCAAAGUUAUCCCCAGAUCUACAGAACUUACUUCUGAUAUCAAAAAGCCAAAAGAUUGCAGGAGUGUCUUUCAUCGCUUCAUAUACUGUAUACAAUAUCAGGAGCAGGGAACUAUGGAAUAUCAGCCCACCUGGAAAAAACAAUACCAAUCUGCAAUAUGCCAACUGGGGACCACAUGGGAGCCAACUGGUGUUCAUCUUUGAAAAUGAUAUUUUUUAUCAAGACAUGGCUUCUGGUCCAGCGCUCAGACUUUCUUCCUCUGGAGAUCCAGAAAAUGUGCUCAGUGGGAUCUCUGACUGGACCUACGAAGAGGAAGUUCUACAUAGCUAUGCUGCCCACUGGUGGUCUCCAGAUGGUGCAAGACUUGCCUAUCUCACCAUCAACAACACACUUGUACCUAAGAUGGAGCUGCCACACUUUGUUGGUGCUGACUAUCCAAUAUGUGCACGAUAUGCCUAUCCUAAGGCUGGACAACCCAUUCCUCAAGUAAAGGUCUUUGUUGUGAAUCUGCGCGGUCCGUCGCACACUGUGGAGAUCUUUCGUCCUGAUACUUUUGAGUUCAGGGAGUACUAUAUUACCCUGGUAAAAUGGGUAACGAAUUCUCAACUUGCUGUGCAAUGGAUGAACCGCCCACAAAACCUAUCUCUUCUCACAAUCUGUGAUACGACUACUGGCAUCUGUGUGGAGUGAUCACUUACUGACAUCAGCAUGGCCAUCUGCAGAACAACAUCCGCUUGUCAUCUCUAACACAGGAGAACAAUGCAGCCUUGUCUAUCACAGAUCUCAUAGCUCUCAAGA
Molecule: messenger RNA, 1097 nt
Organism: Bufo bufo (common toad)
Lineage: Eukaryota; Metazoa; Chordata; Amphibia; Anura; Bufonidae
Product: inactive dipeptidyl peptidase 10-like
Exons: 11
Coding region: 48-989 (313 amino acids)
Biological process (GO): proteolysis
Molecular function (GO): dipeptidyl-peptidase activity
Source: RefSeq, a predicted model, not a curated record